CCUGUUGUGGGCAGUCGUUUCCUGUCGCUGCUUGGUAACAAUGGGGAAGAUAAUGGCUGCCUGAGCAACGUCUCGGAGCAGGCGCUGGGCUAGAGGCGGGUCUCCACCAGCGACUCAUCGGAGGCGGGCUUGAGAGCAGCUGCAGGGGAGGCGCGCAGGAGCCUCGGCGGCGGCGGCGGCGGCGGCGGCCGAACCGACAGAGUCGGACCCGACACCAAAACCGAAGCAGAGAGUGAAGAAAACUAAAAUCCAGUUUAUUGUAUUACAAUACUAUGUCAUAACAGUCAGAUUAUUUUCCACUUGUUCAUCAAGAUGGAAAGCUCAGAUUCUAACGAUAAAGGAAGUGGUGAUCAGUCUGCAGCACAGCGCAGAAGUCAGAUGGACCGAUUGGAUCGGGAAGAAGCUUUCUAUCAAUUUGUAAAUAACCUGAGUGAAGAAGAUUAUAGACUUAUGAGGGAUAACAAUUUGCUAGGCACCCCAGGUGAAAGUACUGAGGAAGAGUUGCUGAGAAGACUACAACAAAUUAAAGAGGGCCCACCACCACAAAACUCAGAUGAAAACAGAGGUGGAGACUCUUCAGAUGAUGUGUCCAAUGGUGACUCUAUAAUAGACUGGCUUAACUCCGUCAGACAAACUGGAAAUACAACAAGAAGUGGUCAAAGAGGAAACCAAUCUUGGAGAGCAGUGAGCCGGACUAACCCAAACAGUGGUGAUUUCAGAUUCAGUUUAGAGAUCAACGUUAACCGUAAUAAUGGGAGCCAAAAUCCAGAGAAUGAAAAUGAGCCAUCUGCAAGACGUUCUGGUGGAGAAAAUACAGACAACAGCAGCCAAAGGCACGUGGAAAAUCCACGAUCUGAAUCAACAUCUGCAAGGCCAUCUAGAUCAGAACGAAAUUCAACUGAGGCAUUAAUGGGAGAAGUCGCACCCACCAGAGGUCAGAGAAGGGCAAGAAGCAGGAGCCCAGACCAUCGGAGAACCCGAGCGAGAGCUGAAAGAAGUAGGUCACCUCUGCAUCCAAUGAGUGAAAUUCCACGGAGAUCUCAUCAUAGUAUCUCAUCUCAGACUUUUGAGCAUCCUUUGGUAAAUGAGACUGAGGGAAGUUCUAGAACCCGACACCAUGUGACAUUGAGACAGCAAAUAAGUGGACCUGAUUUGCUAAGUAGAGGUCUUUUUGCAGCUUCUGGAACAAGAAAUGCCUCACAAGGAGCAGGUUCUUCAGACACAACCGGCAGUGGUGAAUCUGCAGGAUCAGGACAGAGACCUCCAACCAUAGUCCUUGAUCUGCAAGUAAGAAGAGUUCGUCCUGGAGAGUACCGGCAGAGAGAUAGCAUAGCUAGCAGAACUCGGUCAAGGUCUCAGACGCCAAACAAUACUGUCACUUAUGAAAGCGAACGAGGAGGUUUUAGGCGUACAUUUUCACGUUCCGAACGGGCAGGUGUGAGAACCUAUGUCAGUACCAUCAGAAUUCCAAUUCGUAGAAUUUUAAAUACUGGUUUAAGUGAGACUACAUCUGUUGCAAUUCAGACCAUGUUAAGGCAGAUAAUGACAGGUUUUGGUGAGUUAAGCUACUUUAUGUACAGUGAUAGUGAUUCCGAGCCCAGUGGCUCAGUCUCAAGUCGAAAUGUGGAAAGGGCAGAGUCACGGAAUGGAAGAGGGGGUUCUGGUGGUAGUAGCAGUUCUGGUUCCAGUUCCAGUUCAAGUUCCAGUUCCAGUUCCAGUUCCAGUUCUAGUUCCAGUUCCAGUCCUAGUUCCAGUUCCAGUGGUGAAAGUUCAGAGACUAGCUCAGAGGUGUUUGAAGGCAGUAAUGAAGGAAGCUCAUCAUCAGGCUCAUCAGGUGCCAGACGAGAGGGUCGACACAGGGCCCCAGUAACAUUUGAUGAAAGUGGCUCUUUGCCCUUCCUUAGUCUGGCUCAGUUUUUCCUCUUAAAUGAGGAUGAUGAUGACCAGCCUAGAGGACUCACCAAAGAACAGAUUGACAACUUGGCAAUGAGAAGUUUUGGUGAAAACGAUGCAUUAAAAACCUGUAGUGUUUGCAUUACAGAAUACACAGAAGGCAACAAACUUCGUAAACUACCUUGUUCCCAUGAGUACCAUGUCCACUGCAUCGAUCGCUGGUUGUCUGAGAAUUCUACCUGUCCUAUUUGUCGCAGAGCAGUGUUAGCUUCUGGUAACAGAGAAAGUGUUGUGUAAUUAAGUUCUGAACUCUCAGCUAUGUAGCUGGUACUGUGAUGGGCAAACAGGAAUCACUUGCUUUCUGCCCACUUUUUGAGUGGUGCUUAAAUGUAAAGUAGCAACCUGAAUUGAGUCAUUGCUUUCUGAGUGAAUCAUUGUCCUUUUUCCAGUUUCUGUUCCAGAAUAAAAGGAAAUAUUUAAAAAGCAACGUUUUAGGACAUAAAAAUCUGAUUUCAGUACCAGUAAUUCAUAUUACUGAUGAUUUGUCAUAUAUGCUUAUCAGUUUCUCCUUUGUUAUCUUUUUAAAGAUCUGCCUUAGCAAUGGCUCUUUAUCCAUUUCAUGUUGAUCUUUAACAUUUCCCACACCAUAGGAGAGGGGCAAAGGAAACUGCCAGUUUAGACUAAGUUACAGUACAUGUUUCAUAAAUGAUUGCUUAAAGCUGUACCAUUCCCAGUUAUUAGUUGGCACAAAUUCAGCUAAAUGCUGAAUAUCAUUUGUUCACCUUUCAGAUGAGGUGAUAUUGGACGUCAGUGUAAAUAACACUAAGGUUAGGAUCUUCUAAGUGUAUAACUGUCUCCUAAGCCCAUCACUGUGGCACACUGUAGAGUGAGCUUAUAGUUUAAUUGAGAUAUUUAUCUUGUGGAAAUAUUAAAAAGCCUAUGCUUGUGUAAGUGAAAAAUCACAUUCAUUUGUUUAAAAAUGUAAAGCUAUUUUGUAGAGGCUCAGUACUUUUCCAAUGCACUGUUGUAUUAAUGCAUUAAAAAUUGUAAAGUACCAUGCUUAGAAAUGAAAAAAACUGCUUUUUGUGAGCCAA
This is a messenger RNA of Mustela erminea (ermine), 2987 nucleotides long. RefSeq names its product ring finger protein, LIM domain interacting (gene RLIM). The record is from RefSeq and is a predicted model, not a curated record. The transcript has 5 exons. Gene Ontology annotation, cellular component: nucleoplasm; cytoplasm. Gene Ontology annotation, molecular function: ubiquitin protein ligase activity. The coding region runs from base 313 to 2190 and encodes 625 amino acids. Gene Ontology annotation, biological process: protein ubiquitination; ubiquitin-dependent protein catabolic process; random inactivation of X chromosome. Lineage: Eukaryota; Metazoa; Chordata; Mammalia; Carnivora; Mustelidae.